AUGUCGCGAUCGUUCACGGGAUGCAAGAGAUGUAAAGCACGCCGGCAGAAAUGCGAUGAGCAGCGCCCCGAGUGCAGUCGGUGCAGGACGGCGGGGGCGCCGUGCCAGUACACGAUGCAGCUGCAGUGGGGAGGAAGAACCUUUUCACGAUCACGAUUUGGGGCGUGCGAGGGGAUGCAAAGACUGGAGUACUCGCCUGGAGAGUUCAUCUAUACGACCGGCUCCGAGUCAGGGAGCCCCGCGCUGCCAGUGAGCAUCGGGCGAACGGUGAAUCCAUUCUCUUCCUUGACGACAGAACAGCAAUCCCUGCUCCGUCAUUUCAUCACCGAUGCCUCGCAGAUAACAGCGUGCCAUUCGGGGAUGCGGGAAGAGAUCUGCCGCAUGUUGGUCCCGAUGGCCCUGCAGACGCCCUCGCUACUGUAUGCCACCACGGCGCUGUCGGCGAUCCACCUGCAGGCGCUGAGCAACCAGUCCGCGAGCGUCAAGGACGCACCGGAGAUAGCCCGGCUGAUGGCGCUGAGUCUGGAGCAUUUCCGUCGCGAGCUACAGGAUCCUUCUUCCUCGGCGUCCGCGGAUGCGGACGCCCUGCUGGCCACGGCGCGCACGCUGUGUCUUGCUGAGAUCCAUUCGGGGGCUCUUCAUCCGCACACCUGGCGCGUGCACAUUGAAGGCGCCAAGGCGCUGAUGGCGUCGUCAGGGUCGAGCAAGAACAAGACCAGAACCGGGCACAGCCCUCCCGACGCUUUCCGCCGGUAUCUCGACCGGUGGUACCGGGCGAUUGUCGCGCUGACUGCGCUGACGGGGAACGGCCCGCCGAUCGAGCAAACAGAGGUAGAUAGCAAUGCAUCCGACCCGUCUUCGCCCGAUUAUCUCGACGACUACUGGGGUUUUUCGGUGCAUCUGGCGGAGAUCUUCCGCGAGAUAGGCGCUGCUGCGUGGCGGCGCCAGCAGAAACUUAAUAAUAAUGAUGAAAAUGAAAGCUCGGCAGAUAGUCUGGAACGCUCGCUGCGGCGCCUGAUGGACGCAGACCCCCCCACGUUCUACCCUGGAGUUCAGGAGGGCUUGUCCGAGCAAUGUAUCCGCGAGUUCGCGCUGUGCAACGAGGCCUUCCAGCACAGCGCGCUGAUCCAGAUCCACCGACGACUGCACGACACGCCAGACCCCUCGCGGAGCGAAGCCGUGCAGGCGUCCGUCCAGCGCAUCCUGGCGUGCACGGUGCAAAUCACGCCCUCGUCCGGGCUGAGUCCGUGGGUGAUGCUCACCACGCCGCUGUUUGUUGCCGGAUGCGAGGCGCGCGCCGAGGACCGCGCCCUCGUGCGCCAGCUGCUGGGCGCGCUGCACGACACCAUCCGUGUGCCGAAUGUGCUGCAGUCGUUGAAUUUUCUGGAGCAGUACUGGGCGGAGCAGUUGGAGGGGGAGAGUUGGAGUCAAUUUCUGGACACCACAAGCUCCGGACUGAAUGGGACCCCCGGACACAUCCGUCUGGCCUCCGAACCGUUUCUUCUCUCGCCGCGUAUCCUCCCCCCGCCGCCACCCUCUGCCUCCCACCGGCGGGCGCAGACCAUGGCCCUGCAGCCCCAGGUCAACCGACCGCCACCCCUGCAUCUCGAGUCAACCGUCAACCGCUCCAUCUCGGGCUCCUCGACCGACUCGAAACACCCUAAAACCCCGGGCAACAGGAUCACCUCGUUCUUUGGCUGGAAGACCACCACUUCCCCCGGUGCCGAUUCCUCCAGCACCGAGGUAUCCGACGACAUCGUCCACACCCCAUUCCCUUCCUACCCAUUCCCCCCGCCACCACCGCGGAUGUCGGCGGCUUCCGUCGACUUGGUCGGCAAGAUGAAUCCGCCCAGUCGAAACCCCUCGCUCGGCGGCGCCGCCGCCCUCGACCCAAUGCUAACGGCCAAGACGGCCGAGCUAGAGAAUGAGCUGCGCGAGAUUAGCUCCGAGCUCGCCGGUUCCAUCCGCCGCGAGAUGGAGCUCGAAGAUCUUGUCGAGCGCUUACAGUCCGAGAUGCCGCUCGAGCUCAACCAUCGUCGUACCAGCGACUACUUCUCUGAUGAGGGCACAAGCUCCAUUCGCUACGCCUCGGACGCCGGCCGCUCCGUCGACGAUAUCGAUAAAAUUAAGCGAAGUGCUGAGCAGGAACGUGCCCAGCUCAAGGUCGACCUCUCCCAGAAAUGGCAGGAGGAACGCUCGCGUCGAGCCGCCUGCGAAUCGCACGUCAAGAUUUUGGAAGCUCAGGUACAGCAAUUACGUCGUGAGAGAGUCGAUACGUCCGAUCUAGCCUCCAAGAACAAGGAAAUGGAGAUUGCCCUAGAAGAUACCCGACGCAAGCUGAUCGAGGAGCGACAGAUCAAGGACAACUUUGAAGACCUGCUGACUGCGAUGCGGGUGGAGCUGCAGCAGCUCCGCGACGAACGCGAUCACCUCCGCGACUACCAGAUGCAAACCCCCGCCACGCCACAGGUGGACCCGGCUGAGAUCGAGCGGCUGAUGGGCGAAAUUGCCGCGCUGAAGAUCGAAAACGCGUCGUUGGCACAGCUGCAGACAAGUCGCUUCGCCUCCAUCGCAGAAGAAAAUGGUGGAACCGCCGCCGCACGCCGUUCAUCAGGUUUCCAGGGCCUGUCGCGGUCGAACUCGCUGGUCCGCGGGCCGCCACGGUCAUCGAACUCGGGCCUGUCACGCUCAAACUCGGUGUCGAACAAGGACCGCAACGAGAGCCGGGAAUCGCUGGCCGACCGGAUGAAGGAUGUCGAGGCGCAGCGGGAUGCGCUGCACCAGGCUCUCCGCAGCCUGCUGCACCGUCAGAGCUACCAGUCGCGGGAGAACGAGAAGCACAUGCGGGUGCUGGAGCUGGAGCUGGCGCAGGCGCGCCAGCAGGCGGCUGCCAGUGGGCCCCCGCGCAAGCUGGGCUACGAGCGCGAAGUGUUCACCCUGCGCGAAGAGAUCAAUCAUUUACGGCAGCGCGCCGAGGACGCUCUGGACCAGAAGUGGCAGUGCGAGAAGGGGCUGGCGGGUCUGAAGAUGGACCUCGACCGCGCCAAGCAAGAGACCGGCUCCCUGCGCACCCUGCUACAGGAGCAUGAUAUUUCGGUCCCUGAGGAGCUAGUGACGGCGGCUACUACUACUACUACUACUACUACUACCACCUCCGACGAAGACCUCGCCGAGGUGCAGCUGACGACUUCCUCGUUGGAGGACGCCUACCGCCAGCUGCAGGCGGACCGAGAGUACGCGGAAGCCCAUAGCCCGUCGGUCGAGCAAGCCACCGAGGCCGCAAGCCGGACUGACCUGCUGGCGGACCACGUCCGGCGGCAGCUGGCUACAAACCGGUCGCUCCGCGGGCGGUUGGCGGAUGCGAUCGGCAAGGGUGAGAAGGAACAGCAGGUGUCGGCGGAGCGGAUCAACGGGCUGCAGCAGCGGCUCAAGGGCCUCGAGGACAUGCUGAUGGUUGCGCAGCAGCACUCGGAGGACCAGAUGUCGCGCCACGAGGACGAGAUCCGGAGUCUGAAGGAGAACCACACCGUGCAGCUGCACCGGAUGAAGAACGGGAUCCGCAGCCCCGUCGCGCUGUCGCCGAAACCGCCCAACACGCCGUGGGGGGCUCGCUCGCCGCGUCUCGACCGUACCACCAGCGGCGAGGCCAUGCCGCUGACGCAAGCCGUGCAGACCGAGGAGCUCGAGCGGCGCGUCAAGGAGCUCGAAAGGGCCCUGCGCGAUGCGGAUCUCGAGAUGGGCGAGGUCAUCGGUCGCAUGAACCGUGCCCAGAUCGAAGUCGCGGAGCUGCAGUCUGAUAGAGAUGAAGCCCUGCGCGAGACGCGCCGGCUCCAGGCCGAAAUCCAGACAGAACGCCAGGCCUUCCAGGCGAUGUGGGCGGCCUAG
Penicilliopsis zonata CBS 506.65 is the source of this 3885-nucleotide messenger RNA. RefSeq lists its product as hypothetical. The transcript is spliced from 5 exons. Bases 1 to 3885 code for a protein of 1294 amino acids. NCBI's taxonomy places the organism in Eukaryota, Fungi, Ascomycota, Eurotiomycetes, Eurotiales, Aspergillaceae. The record is from RefSeq and is a predicted model, not a curated record. Gene Ontology annotation, molecular function: zinc ion binding; DNA-binding transcription factor activity, RNA polymerase II-specific; transcription cis-regulatory region binding. Gene Ontology annotation, cellular component: nucleus. Gene Ontology annotation, biological process: positive regulation of transcription by RNA polymerase II.